AUGGACAUUACUCCAGUGUUCAACGAGCUGCUGCGGAAACGCAAUGCGCCGAUCGUGACCGAGAAGAAGCUCAGUCUCGAAGCGAUUGACGGCUUCCUGAAGGAGGCAUACAGAAUAAACUCCCAUAUCACAGACCUCCACAAUGAGCUUAAAGACGUCCGACAAGCAUACCUCUCGACGGCGCAGCCCCGCAGACACAUCCGCACCAACACGGGCAGCACGACCAAAGAGCCGCAGCAACUUACGGACCGGCAGAGGGAGGAGAUUGACGCCAGGGCCAAAUCGAUGCUCCGCGAGCUCAACGCCAGCAUCCGCGCGCUCGACGAGGCGGAGCAGCUUCGCCGCGAGACGGAGACGGCUGUCAUCCGCAAGAAGUAUGCACGUGGGCUGGGAGCCCUCGGGGCGUGGGCGGCGGGCGAUGUCAGCGACGAGAGUAAGACGGCAGAGCACCUGGCCGCUGAGGCAAAGGCGCGGGAUAUUGGGCUGCACCGCGACGGCGUGCUCUGGAGUCUGCGGCAGGCGUUGCAGCUCUGCGGGCGGACGCAGCAGGAUAUGAUGGAGGCGAGGCUUACAAGAGAGAUGGAGAAGAACAGAAGCGUGCUGGCCAAGGCCGGAGGAGGCAGCGCGAUGCCCGAGUUGGGUGGUUUCUACGAGUCGAUGAAGAAGGAAGCUGCGGCGGCGGCGGCGGCGGCGAAGAAGAACGGGACCGCGACGGGGUUGCCGCCGGACGAGGGCGGGUCGUAUGAUUUCAGGCAGGAUCUCACGGAAGAGCAGAUUCAGAUGUUUGAGAAGGGGAACCAGGAUAUGCUGCAACACUACAACAGCACGUUGGACAAAGUCAGAACGGCGGAAAAGUCUCUGCUUGAAAUCUCGGAACUGCAGACGCUACUCGUUGGCAACCUCGCGACGCAGUCGGCACACAUUGAACAGCUUGUGGCUGACUCGGAGAACAUCACGGAAGACGUUGGAGGCGGUAACAAGCAGCUGAAGAAGGCGACGCAGCGGCCGAGUGCGGCGCGGUAUACAUUUUUUGCGUCGGCGGGAUUGUGCGCGUUCUUGAUCCUCUGGGAUUUGAUUAUAUAA
Molecule: messenger RNA, 1083 nt
Organism: Colletotrichum truncatum
Lineage: Eukaryota; Fungi; Ascomycota; Sordariomycetes; Glomerellales; Glomerellaceae
Product: snare protein
Biological process (GO): retrograde vesicle-mediated transport, Golgi to endoplasmic reticulum
Cellular component (GO): endoplasmic reticulum; SNARE complex
Source: RefSeq, a predicted model, not a curated record